Molecule: messenger RNA, 1704 nt
Organism: Malassezia vespertilionis
Lineage: Eukaryota; Fungi; Basidiomycota; Malasseziomycetes; Malasseziales; Malasseziaceae
Gene: VAC8
Product: Vacuolar protein 8
Exons: 1
Coding region: 1-1704 (567 amino acids)
Biological process (GO): vacuole inheritance; nucleus-vacuole junction assembly
Cellular component (GO): fungal-type vacuole membrane
Molecular function (GO): protein binding; protein-membrane adaptor activity
Source: RefSeq, a predicted model, not a curated record
AUGGGAAACAUUUGUAGCUGCUGUACUGGUGCACGUGGGCCCCAGUACGAGCCCCUCCUUUUGGAUAACGAGCGCGAUGCUGUGGCUGAUCUGCUGCAGUACCUUGAAAACCGCAAUGAGACCAACUUCUUUGAGGGAGAACCCCUGCGUGCGCUUUCCACGCUCUCAUUCAGCGAUAAUGUCGAUCUCCAGCGAAGUGCUGCAUUAGCUUUUGCGGAAAUCACGGAAAAGGAGGUGCGUGAAGUCGGCCGCGAGACGCUCGAGCCCGUGCUCUUCUUGCUCCAGUCGCACGAUGUUGAGGUGCAGCGUGCAUCGAGUGCAGCGCUCGGCAACCUAGCAGUUAAUGCGGAAAACAAGCUGCUGAUUGUCAAGCUUGGCGGUCUCGAGCCGCUUAUCCGCCAAAUGCUGAGUCCUAACGUCGAAGUGCAAUGUAAUGCAGUCGGUUGCAUCACCAACCUUGCCACCCACGACGAUAACAAGACCAAGAUUGCCAAGUCUGGGGCGCUGGUCCCGCUCACACGUCUUGCGCGCUCCAAGGAUAUCCGCGUGCAGCGCAACGCGGCCGGUGCACUGCUCAAUAUGACGCACAGCGACGAGAAUAGGCUGCAGCUAGUGAACGCCGGUGCGAUCUCCGUGCUUGUUUCGCUGCUCGCGAGCCCUGACUCGGACGUACAGUACUACUGUACCACCGCGCUGAGCAACAUUGCUGUGGACAGUGCAAACAGGAAGAAGCUUGUACAAAGCGAGCCACGGCUCGUGCAGAACCUGAUCGGACUCAUGGAGAAUGGCAGCCUGAAGGUGCAGUGCCAGGCAGCACUUGCGCUGCGCAACCUGGCGUCGGACGAAAAGUAUCAGAUCGAGAUUGUGCGUAGCAACGGUCUGCCGCCGCUCUUGCGUCUCCUGCGCUCCUCUUUCCUCCCGCUCAUUCUUUCGGCCGCCGCUUGUGUACGCAACGUAUCAAUCCACCCGAUGAACGAGAGUCCUAUCAUCGAUGCCGGCUUUUUGCACCCCCUCAUUGACCUCCUCAGUCACGAGGAGAACGAAGAGCUGCAGUGCCAUGCUAUCAGUACGCUGCGCAACCUUGCGGCGAGCAACGAGCGGAAUAAAGCGGCCAUAAUUGAUGCGGGCGCCGUCGAGCGCAUCAAGGAGCUUGUCUUGCACGUUCCACUCAGUGUCCAGAGUGAGAUGACGGCAUGCACUGCCGUGCUGGCUCUCUCGGAGGACCUCAAGCCGCAGUUGCUCGACAUGGGCAUCCUCGAGGUGCUGCUUCCGCUGACUGCAAGCGCUUCGAUUGAAGUGCAAGGCAACUCUGCUGCCGCGAUUGGUAACUUGAGCAGCAAGGCGGACGACUACGCGCCUUUCAAUGCUGUAUGGGACAAGCCAAAUGGCGGUCUGUGCGGCUACCUUGUGCGUUUCCUCGAGUCGGAUGACAGCACCUUCCAGCACAUUGCUGUAUGGACACUGGUGCAGCUCCUGGAGAGUGGAAAUAGCGAGCUUGAGCAACAUAUUCGGGGCAGCUCGCACAUUCUUGAUCUUGUGCACCAGCUGCAGAGUCAUGCCGAAGGUGACGAGGAGGUGCAAGAAGGUGACGAAAUUGCGAGCGAUGCAGAGAGCGCAACGCCUGAAAAGGAGAUUUCUGGCCUCUCGAAGCGCAUUGAAGAGAUCCUUUUUGAGCAAGGCGAUACUUCGCAGCCCGAAAAAUAA